UGUUCGCACGGGGAACAUCGCUCGCGCGUCUUUAUCAAGACUCAUUCCGGCGAGUCCUCGGAUUUUUUAUUAUCAUCGAAAAUAUUCGUGGUGUAAGAUUCCGCUUUCGCGGAUAGUGAGAGGAGAAUCGGUUCCUUACGCCCGGGCCUAACCACGUCCAUCUAAAUGAGAGCCCCUCGCGGAUAGUACAAAAAUAUUCGGGUCCUCUUCUUUCCCAUCCUUUCCUCUUCCGCAUCCGUUCCUCCUUUCUUUAUUCCUUUGUUUACCUGUCCCUCACGCAAAUCGCGAUUAUAUGAUCCGCGAUCGUUUCGUAAUUAUCCGGAGAAUGGACAUGGCCGACCGUUUCUGGAGACUGGCCCUGUGCUGGAUAUGCAUCGUCGGGCUCGCAGCCGCCAAUGUGCAAAGCAAAGUAAGAUGUACCAAGCAAUUGAUGGAGGUGGAUAUAGUGAGGAGUAGUCCGCAGGCGAAGAUAUAUCUCCAACAAUUCAAACAUUUUCCGGACGAGGCUUGUAAGCCGCAGUUUCACGAUGGCGUAGCGACAUUUAAAUUAUCCCUGCUGGAACAGGAUAUGUUACGGUGUGGCAUCACAAGAGUCGUCAACAAAGUCACGGGUCAAAAGAUGUACUAUCAUCGAGUUAUAGUAGAGGAGCCUGCGGAUUCCAGCAAACACACGUUCACGGUGAAAUGUGUAAUCACCGAAGUUGUCGUGGAGCCAGAAAUCGCCGUCGUGGCCAAUCACACGGCGGUACGGCGGAGUGUUCUUCCGGCGGGCUUUCAGGAACCUGAAGUGAUCGAUAUACGUGAGGAAAUUUCGGGAGCGGCACCUGUUCCUAUCCUCGGCGUCGGAGUGAGGCAGGGUGGAGUUUUGGUGACCGGAGAGCUCAAUGUCAGUCCUGGUACGCCGCUACAGAUGGAAAUAUUUUUGGACAACGAUUCAGCGCCGAUCUACGGUCUGCUGGUGACUUACAUGUUAGUCACCGAUACCAAGACGCAAGAGGAAACGAUUAUUAUUAACGGGUGCUCCGUCGACCCUUAUUUGUUUGAAAAUUUCAACACUGUGGACGGUGACUUCCUGACAGCAAAAUUCCGAGCCUUCAAGUUCCCGGAAAGCACCUACGUUCAGUUCCGCGGUACUGUUAAUGUCUGCUUGGAUAAGUGUCCUGGGAUUGAAUGCAGCAACGGUCAAGUCGGUUUCGGCAGAAAAAGGCGAUCUAUUGAGAUGUCCAGCACCGACAAGAAUAAAUUGUUCGAGGUAACCAUGUCGACGUUCAUCAAGGUCGAUUCCGUGGAUGACAUCAUGAUUGAUCCAGUAUUUUCGGGAUUCAUCAGAAAGGGAAAGAACAGAACGCACACGAAAGAGAGGGCAGUGAUCGCCGAAGAAGUCAGGGAGCAGUCCGACCCGACGACAAUUAGAACGCACGAAAGAGCGUUCCUCGCAGAGGAAAUAAAGGAACAAUUUAAAUAUAAAGUCACCGAAAUGGUACUCAAUGGUUCCUCGUGUAAUACAUUGAGCUUGUCUCUCCUUUUGGUUUUUCUUUGCUUUUACAAACUCCUGUAGAGAAUGAGAUUUAUGUUUCCUGACAAAUAAUUGCUAACUGUAAAUAAAACGCAGUCUGCGAUAUAUAAAAACGUGAAGAAAAAUGAGAAAUGUCGCUUUUGGAAAUGAUAGUUAACUUGCUCAUUAAUAAUAUCGAGAGAUUUCGAUCAUAAUCGCAGAUUACUAAUUAUAUAGUGAUCGCAAUAGACUGUAUAUAAUCAAAAUAUGUCUAUAUGUGUUUAGAAGAGCAAUGAGAAUGAAAUUUGAUUGACGUUCCAAGCGCAAUAAUUUUCUCAAGAGGAAACUUGUGUCUUUAAUGUAAAAAACUGCCGUCCAUAUUAAAAUAUCUUUAUGCGUGAUACUAAAGUAUAUUUAACGAGAAUCAAAUGUACUAGGCAAUGAAUUCGAUAAAAUGAAAUUAUCGAAUUUAAAAUUCAAAGAAAGCUUAAAAAAUGAAUUAAUGACGCUAACAUAAUAAACAGUAACGUAUGAUUUCUCCGCUCUGCGACCGCCGAAUUUUCAAUCACGACGUAUAUCAAUUUUUAGUUUUAUUAUACCUUUUUAAUUAUGUAUCGUAAGUAACUGCUGUAUCUCUUGAUUGAGUAACUGCCAAAAGAAAAUUGGCCUUUGCGAGCGGAGAAAGACGAAGACCUAGUCGUGCGACGAGGUGUAAUAUUAAAAUGCGACUUAAUUAAUUACUAAGUAAUUAUUAAUUGCGUAUUUGUAAUCUCAGUGUAAUUAUUACGUUAAAUAAAUACAUAAAUCGAU
Mycetomoellerius zeteki is the source of this 2305-nucleotide messenger RNA. It is a transcript of the gene qsm, whose product is annotated as Zona pelucida superfamily protein qsm. NCBI's taxonomy places the organism in Eukaryota, Metazoa, Arthropoda, Insecta, Hymenoptera, Formicidae. The record is from RefSeq and is a predicted model, not a curated record. Gene Ontology annotation, biological process: anatomical structure morphogenesis. The transcript has 8 exons. Bases 293 to 1558 code for a protein of 421 amino acids.